AUGCUUUUGGCGUCAGAUGGGUUCCUGGUGACUGGACCCAGGACCGGACUGCCCUUCAUGUUGGCCGAUGCCUGCUUCGAUGUGUGGCUGAGCAACUGCCGCGGAACCCGGUACUCCAGGCGUCAUACCACUUUGAAGGCCACCCAGAAAGAGUUCUGGCAGUUUAGCUUUCAUGAAAUGGGAAUGCAGGACUUACCCGCCCAGAUCGACUAUGUUUUAGCGACCACGAACCAGAGUGCAUUGCACUUUGUAUGCUAUUCUCAGGGAUGCACCACCCUGAUGAUCCUGCUCAGUAUGAGACCAGAGUAUAACAAGAAGAUCAAGACCGCCAAUCUAUUAGCCCCAGCGGUCUUCAUGAAACACUCCCUGACGUGGGGUCUUAAAAUAGUCAAGCCGAUAUUUAUGCGGCUGCCCGACGGGGAGCUAUUACCCUCAAAAGGUUUGCUAACUUCUAUUUCCGUGGUUCCCAAUUUGGUGGCCACAAACCCGUCUGGACUUUCCACAAGGCAGCCGAAGCACUACAUACAGCUUAAGGAAUCUGGAAAAUUCCGACAAUACGACUUUGGGCCUAAAAAGAAUCGGAAACUCUAUGGCCAAACCUCGCCCCCAGAAUAUCCGCUGGAGAAGGUGAAUCCAAUGACACCCGUCAACGUGUUCUACAGCGCUGGAGAUAACACCAUCUCAACAAAGGACAUUUUAAAGCUGGUCAGCAAGUUGGCCCGGUCGGUGAAACACAAGAUCAAGGAGCCUACCUGGGACCACUUGGACUUUAUUUUAGGGAAGACAAUAGAUAAGGUUGUCAAUCUACCGGUUAUCAACAUAAUCAAUGCAUUCGAGAAUUCUCAGAAGGAAUGA
Drosophila suzukii is the source of this 855-nucleotide messenger RNA. NCBI's taxonomy places the organism in Eukaryota, Metazoa, Arthropoda, Insecta, Diptera, Drosophilidae. The record is from RefSeq and is a predicted model, not a curated record.